This is a messenger RNA of Podarcis lilfordi (Lilford's wall lizard), 747 nucleotides long. Lineage: Eukaryota; Metazoa; Chordata; Lepidosauria; Squamata; Lacertidae. The record is from the annotation of a GenBank genome assembly.
AUGGGCAAGAGCUUCUACUUUGUGCGCACCAAAGCAGACCUGGACCUGCUGGCCGCCAGGAGGCAACAGCCAUCUGACUACAGUGAGAAGAAGGUCCUCUUGCACAUCCAGGAGGACUGCAAAGAGUGCUUGGUAAGAGAAGGAGUGAGGGACCCACAAGUCUUCAUCGUCUCCAACUGGGAAGCCGACUGCUUUGACUUCCCCCUCCUGCAGGAAACGCUGAAGAACGAUCUCUUGCGGCUGAAGAGGCAAGCCUUUCUGCGCCGCUUCCCUAGCAUCUGCCUGCCUAUCUUAGAGAAAAAGAAAACCACUGUGAAGGAGAAGAUUUGGACCAGAAGGCUUUGUUUGCUGGUCGCUCUUGGAAGCCCAGUUCCCUUCCUUCUUCCCAUAUUUCUCCUUAGUAGGUUCCGCUCCUGGUGCUUCCUAGACUUUGGCCUGGAUGAUCCAUCCCUUGCAGCUCUGGCCCAGCGUGUUGGAAAGACAAGCACAGCCCUUAAAGCAGCAAUGCAGUCCCUGGGAAUGUUCUCUGCCAUUUUAUGGGUGCUGCCAGACUUGGUGGGACUCUCAGCGAUGGCUUAUGAAUAUCACCACUGGGAGCAUUUCCCCAUCUUUGGCUGCCUUCUGUCCGUUGGGAUUUCGCUUCCUCGCACCUACUUCAUGCUGCAGAAAUGCAUAUCGGGUGCUGCUGAUGACACCAAGAGGGUUUUGUCCAAAGCUCUUGAGGCAGAGGGGAAAAAGUCCAUUUAG